Cucumis melo (muskmelon) is the source of this 2504-nucleotide messenger RNA. Its product is annotated as probable inactive purple acid phosphatase 2. Gene Ontology annotation, molecular function: acid phosphatase activity; metal ion binding. The record is from RefSeq and is a predicted model, not a curated record. The coding region runs from base 340 to 2322 and encodes 660 amino acids. NCBI's taxonomy places the organism in Eukaryota, Viridiplantae, Streptophyta, Magnoliopsida, Cucurbitales, Cucurbitaceae. The transcript is spliced from 2 exons.
GGAUUGGCAUUGUGUAAGAAGAAAGAAGUUAAAGAGAGGAAAUUUGGGAUUUCAUAGUUAAAAGAGAGAGAGAGAGAGAGAGAAAAAAAAUUGUCAAUUUGUGUAGAGACAUAAACAAAUAUCUACGCUACGGUGACAUCAACAUCCAUAUUUAAUAAUCAAAAUUCAACCAUCCGAAAAACAGAAAACCCAACAGAUCAUAAUCAACAAUCGUUGAAAUUGUUGAAUCAAAGUGAAGUAAGAAAGAAGCAUAAUCCGAGCUGAAGAACACGCCCCCUCCCAGUUUCUCCAUUUUCAAUUUCAUCAAUAACAGUUAACAACUCUUGUAAAUUUGUUCACAUGAAUUAUCUCAUCAUCCCUUUCAUCCUUCUCUUCUCCUUCGUCCCCCUUUCAUUCCAAUCCAAGGUCUCCAUUUCUCUCUCCCCGUCCAUUCUCUCCAAAUCCGGCGAUUCUGUUCAUAUCCAAUGGUCUGGAAUCGAAUCCCCUUCCAACCUCGACUGGCUCGGAAUUUACUCUCCCCCAAAUUCAUCCCAUAAGCAUUUCGUCGGCUACCUUUUCCUUUCUUCUUCUCCCACCUGGGAAUCCGGGUAUGGAUCCGUUUCCAUCCCUUUAGUCAACCUCCGAUCCAAUUACUCUUUCAGGAUUUUCCGCUGGACGGAAUCGGAGAUCGAUGACAAGCAUCACGACCACGAUCACAACCCUCUACCUGGCACGGCGCACCUCCUCGCGGCCUCGGAUGAGCUCCGAUUCGCCCCCGGCGGUGGCCCGGAGCAGAUCCAUCUCGCUUUCACUGACCAGGAUGACGAAAUGAGAGUGAUGUUUGUGACGGAGGAUGGAUCGGAAAGGUACGUGAGAUAUGGGGAAAAGAAGGAGAAGCUUGAUCAGAUUGUUGUGGCGGGUGUUGAGAGGUAUGAGAGGGAACACAUGUGCGAUUCCCCUGCUAAUGAUAGCAUUGGCUGGAGAGAUCCUGGUUUUAUUCAUGAUGCUGUUAUGAAUAAAUUGAAGAAAGGAGCUAAGGUUUAUUAUCAGGUUGGGAGUGAUUCUAAAGGUUGGAGUAGUAUUCUAAACUUUGUGUCACGUAAUGAGGACUCGGAUGAAACAAUUGCUUUCCUUUUUGGUGAUAUGGGAGCUGCAACACCGUACACGACCUUUGUCCGAACACAGGAUGAAAGCAUAUCUACUGUUAGGUGGAUACUUCGUGACAUUGAAGCACUUGGUGACAAACCUGCAAUGGUCUCUCACAUUGGAGAUAUCAGCUAUGCAAGGGGUCACUCGUGGUUGUGGGACGUUUUCUUCAAUCAGAUUGAACCUGUGGCGUCUAAGGUUGCAUACCAUGUAUGCAUUGGCAAUCAUGAAUAUGACUGGCCUCUUCAGCCAUGGAAACCUGAGUGGGCGUACGGGAUAUACGGGAAAGACGGAGGAGGGGAGUGUGGGGUGCCAUAUAGUUUGAAGUUCAACAUGCCAGGAAACUUCUCAGAACCUACUGAAAGCCACAGCUUGCCUACUCGAAACCUUUUCUACUCUUUUAACAUGGGAUCGGUGCAUUUUGUGUACAUAUCUACAGAAACCAAUUUUCUUCAAGGAAGUAGCCAAUAUGAGUUCAUUAAGCGUGAUUUGGAGUCCGUUGAUCGGAAGAAGACACCAUUCGUAGUAGUGCAGGGGCACAGACCAAUGUAUACAACCAGCAACGAACUAAGAGAUGCGCCAUUGAGAGAGAAAAUGCUCCACCACUUGGAACCACUGUUAGUGAAAAAUAAUGUGACAUUAGCAUUAUGGGGUCAUGUCCAUAGGUAUGAGAGGUUUUGCCCACUUAAUAACUACACCUGUGGAAGUAUGGGUUUAGAUGGGGAAGAUUGGGAGGCAUUACCCGUCCAUCUCGUCAUUGGAAUGGCUGGACAAGAUUGGCAACCAAUCUGGGAGCCAAGACCAAACCACCCAGACGACCCAAUCUUCCCACAACCAAAACGGUCCAUGUACCGUGGAGGCGAAUUUGGGUACACCAGAUUGGUUGCUACAAAAGAGAAACUUACAAUCUCUUACGUUGGAAACCAUGAUGGAGAGGUGCAUGAUUCUGUCGAGAUAUUGGCUUCUGGACAAGUUCUAAAUGGUAAUGUUGGUGCAAAAUUCAUCGACAGUAGUAUUGCAAACUCGACGACAGGGAAUGCGAUGCUAGAAUUCUCAUUUUCGUGGUAUGUGAUGGGAGGAAGUAUUUUGGUUCUUGGAGCCUUCAUUGGAUACAUCAUUGGAUUUGUUUCACAUGCAAGAAAGAAUUCAAUUUCAAGAAACAACUGGACUCCUGUGAAGACUGAAGAGUUGCAAUGAAAUUAAAAAUAAAAAAAAUAAAAAUGAAGGUACAUUAAAGAUGUAAAAUGUCUUUGUAUAGUUGAAACCCUGUUUGAAUUAGGAGGGCAUCAGUGCAAUUACAGAAAGGGAGAAGACCUUUGUAAAUAGAUAUUUGAAAAUGUGUUAAUGAUUUUUGUGAAGUAAGUACGUAUUUUGAGGAA